AUGUCCGACAUGAGCGUCAUGGCUUGCUGCGGAACGCUUCCGAAAAGUCGAUACAACCAAUUCCUUGCCCAUCCCGCCUCUGGUGCUCACCACCACAUCAUGUCAUUCCAAACUGCGCGUCUUUCGCGCAUACCCACAACGGGCUUGCGUCUGACAAGGCAGCGCCCGUUUUCCUUGUCCCCAGCCAGACUCCAAUCCUCGGUGCCCACCGUAGCAACAUGUCCCUCGCCUACAUGCGAAUGUGCCUCGACGCCUCCCGACCUCGACAUCGACCGCAAAACCCCGCUUUUGAACUCAAUGGCCGCGUAUUCAGAACAAGUCAUUCUGUGCACCGGCAAGGACGAUUGGCACAGCAACAUUGAGCAAGACGACGGCGCGACCGGCGCCUUUGUCAAGGGUCUCAAAGGCGUAAUUGGCAAGGGUGGAGAGGCCUUUGAUCCGUUCCAUAACGUCGUUAUAACUGCUUCGUCGCUGCCUGCGAGCAAAACACCGAAUACGACGACCGCAUUGCUAUUCCCUGCGUUCAAAAGGGUCGCGGCGAUACCGCAUACAAACGAGUCUUGGAACGAUUUCGCCACCGCGUAUCUGAAGGCUAGGACGCUACAUCCUAUGCAUGAUGGCUUGGCGGCAGAGCAAAAGGCAAGGCUCGUACGCGACGAGGAAGCGGCAACGAGACUGCCCACCGCAGAACCAAUCACCAAACCCACGGUUCUGAUAUGUGGCCAUGGCGGCCGCGACCAACGCUGUGGUAUCCUCGGCCCGAUACUGCAGUCCUCGUUCCAGGACGAAUUACAACGACGAGGUAUCGAGGGCCAUGUGGCACAGAUAAGUCACAUUGGCGGACACAAAUAUGCUGGAAAUGUCAUCAUAUACCUCCCUCCUAGUCCUCUGCACAAUGCGCAUGCGCUCGCUGGAACGGGGAUUUGGUAUGGUCGUGUAGGUCCUGAGAACGUCGAGGGUCUUGUGGAAGAGACGAUUGUGAAGGGAAGAGUCGUUCUUGAUCUAUUGAGAGGAGGCAUUACGAUGGAUCGCGGCAACAUUGGGAGAAUGGUAGAAGCGCAGAUGGCCAGAGCGAAUGGCAAUGACGGGACGUUGAAGUUGAAGCCUAGGGUCCGGUGA
Parastagonospora nodorum SN15 is the source of this 1119-nucleotide messenger RNA. RefSeq lists its product as hypothetical. NCBI's taxonomy places the organism in Eukaryota, Fungi, Ascomycota, Dothideomycetes, Pleosporales, Phaeosphaeriaceae. The coding region runs from base 1 to 1119 and encodes 372 amino acids. The record is from RefSeq and is a predicted model, not a curated record. The transcript has 2 exons.